Aureococcus anophagefferens is the source of this 2589-nucleotide messenger RNA. RefSeq lists its product as hypothetical. Gene Ontology annotation, biological process: pseudouridine synthesis. The record is from RefSeq and is a predicted model, not a curated record. The coding region runs from base 1 to 2589 and encodes 862 amino acids. NCBI's taxonomy places the organism in Eukaryota, Pelagophyceae, Pelagomonadales, Pelagomonadaceae. The transcript has 2 exons. Gene Ontology annotation, molecular function: pseudouridine synthase activity; RNA binding.
AUGCAUCUGCAGCUUCCCCUGGUCCUCCUCGCCGCGCGCGUCGCGGCGCUCCACGCGCCGCCGUCGGCGCUGACCUCGCCGCGGUGCACCGCGCGACGGGCGAGCGCCCAGCCCGUGGCCUCGAAGCCUUCGAAGGACCCGUCGACGGCGCCGCCCGGCGCGCAUCGAUGCCGCUGGUGCGGCGGGACGUUCGUGUCGCGGAACGCCGUCUUCCGCCACCUGCGCGAGGCCGAGUCCUGCCGCGCUUCGGCGACGGCGGAGGACGCGCGCGCCCGGGAGGCGAUCUUCGCGCGCGCCCGGGACUUCACGACGACCUUGCUCGUCGGCUACGUCGACGCGUCCGGCGCGGACGCCGAGCGGCUCGUCGCCGCGGCGACGGGCGCGUCCAGGACGACGCGCGCGUCGUCGUCCAAGGCCCGCGGCCGGUCCGCGGCGCUCGAGAGCGAGCUGCGGGCCGCGUCGCGCGACGUGAUUUCGAUCACGGCGCCCGCGCCCGUCGCGUCCACGGCCGACCUCAACGCGCGGCUCCCGCCCAACGUGCGCGUGCUCGACCGCGCCGACGGCGAGCGCGUCCACGCGGAGGCGUCGGCGACGCAGCGCGCGUACCACUACCUCGUGCCGCUCUCGUGGCUCGGCGUCGAGAGGGCGGGGGGUUUAGUGGGCGAAGAGAUCGGAGCGUCGCGCGGCAAGUUCGGCGCGCUGGGCACGGCGCACGUGUCGCGGAGCGACGGCGGCCUGCCCGAGGACGUGCGCGCCGCGCUCCAGGGCUUGAAGGCCGCGCUGAAGGAAGCAACUCGGACCAAGGGCGCGUGGCACAACUUCGCGGACCCGUCCCUCGACGGCGGCCUGCUGUCGCCGUUCUCCGCGGCGACGCGGACGCGGCUCCACCGCUGCCGCGCGGCCGAGCUCGUGGAGGUCGACGGCGCGACCUUCGCGCGCGCCCGCGUCGUCGUCGAGGUAAGAGGCCGCGGCUUUUUGCGGCAGCAGGUCCGGCGCGUCGUCGCCGUCGCCGUGCUCGCCGCGCGCGGCGCGCUGCCGGCGGACGCCUUCGAGGUGCUCACGCGGCGGGACGUUGUGCUGCCGACGCCCCUGCCGCCGGACCUGGCCUAUUUCGCGGGCGCGCGCUACGACUUCGUCGAAAAGCGCGGCGCCGGCGACCUCUUCGCGGGCGGCGGCGCCACGGACGCCUGGCAGCGCGACCUGCGGAGCGCCGUCGCCGCGCGGUCGUCGGCCGCCUGGCUCCGCGACUUCGAGGCCGGCGAGGGGCCGGCGCUCCGCGCGGAGCUCGCGGCGCUCGCCCGCGACGGCCUCGACGCGGUCGUCGCCGCGGAGAGCGACGCCGACUUCCUCGACGCCGCCGACCUGUCGCCGGCGCCCGCGGUCUACGGAGACGCGCUCGCCGAGCUGCGGCGCGCGUCCGACUCGGGCCGGUGGCCAAAAACGUCGCUCGCGCGGUCGAAGCUGAUCAAGCCCGGCGACGACGCGGCGUCGUUCACGCUGUCGCGCGGCGGCGGCGGCUCGCGCGCCGACGCGCUGUUUCCGGCGCUCGCGGAUGCCGUCUUCGCGUUGGAGGAAGCCAUCGCGCCGGGCCGGCCGCCGUCGACGCGCUGCGCGGUGAACCGGCGCGCGGCCUUCGCGCCGCACGUCGACUCGGGCGAGGGCCACGGCCAGAGCACGUCGCUGAUCGUCGGGCUCGGGGACUUCUCCGGCGGAGAAUUAGCCGUGGAGCGGCGCGUGUCGGACGUGCGGUACGCUCCGUUGGAGUUCGACGGCUGGCGCGAGCGCCACUGGACGCUGCCCUUCAAGGGGGAGCGGUAUAGCCUCGUGUUCUUCACGCCCGCGGCGCCGCGGGCGCGGCGCUCCGCCGACGACGCCGCGGCGGCGGUCCUCGCCGGCCGGGCCUCCUUCGCGUACCGGCCGGGCUCGAGCGACGCGCUCGCGAUCGUCGAGGUCCUCGGCGACGGCUGCUACGCGACGCCGCCGCCGUCGCUCGACUUCGACUUCUCGCCCGCGGGGCGGACCGUCCUCGACGGCGGCGCCCACGUCGGCGCGUUUUCUCGCUACGCGCUCGACGAAGGCGCGAAGCGCGUCGUCGCCUUCGAGCCCGAGCCGUCGAACGCGGCGUUGUUCCGCGAGAACAACCCCGGCGCGGAGCUGGUCGAGGCGGCGCUCGUGGACGGCGCCUCGGGCCGCGCGACGCUCGUGCUGGGGGCGGACCAGCGCGGCGAGCGGAACACGUGGCGCCACGCGCUCGACGGCCUCUCGCACUACGUCGACGCGACGGAGCGGGUCGGCGUCGACGCCGUGUCCUUCGACGAGGCGCUCGACGGCGUCGACUUUGUGAAAUUGGACGUGGAAGGCGCGGAGAUGGCGAUUCUAGCCGCGGACCGCGAGUGGCGCGGCGUCGAGCGGCUCGUCUUCGAGUGGUCCUUCACGAAGAAUCCGGCCCUCGCGCCGUUCCUCGUCGCCGUGCGCCGGCUCGAGGCCGCGGGCUUCGCCGUCGCCUACGACGGGAUGGGUACCUGGGACGCCGGCCCGACGUGGCCCGGCAGGACGGACGCGCUCGUCUUCUGCGCGCGGGAUAUUUAA